This is a messenger RNA of Pelobates fuscus (common spadefoot toad), 895 nucleotides long. RefSeq names its product thioredoxin like 4B (gene TXNL4B). Gene Ontology annotation, biological process: mRNA splicing, via spliceosome. The transcript has 4 exons. NCBI's taxonomy places the organism in Eukaryota, Metazoa, Chordata, Amphibia, Anura, Pelobatidae. The record is from RefSeq and is a predicted model, not a curated record. The coding region runs from base 165 to 614 and encodes 149 amino acids. Gene Ontology annotation, cellular component: U4/U6 x U5 tri-snRNP complex; spliceosomal complex; U5 snRNP.
CCCAGCUUAGACGGGUACGCGCGCCGGCUGUGUGCUCGUGCACAGGGCUCUCCUAGCUUUCUGUGAUUGGUGGGUGCCUGGCGUGCUGUAUCCCAGACUCUGAGUUCUGCUCAGCCUGGUGCCAUCUGCAGAAGCUGGUUAUUUUGAAUGUUCCAUCACACAAUAUGAGCUUCCUGCUGCCCAAAUUGAGCAAUAAAGCUGAUGUGGAUAAAGCAAUAAAAACGACAGCUGAAAAGGUCUUGGUCCUUCGAUUUGGAAGAGAUGAUGACCCCAUCUGUAUGCAGCUUGAUGACAUUCUUUCAAAGACAUCACAUAACCUUAGUAAAAUGGCGAAUAUUUAUCUUGUGGAUGUGGAAAAAGUGCCAGUCUACACCCAAUACUUUGAUAUCAGCUUCAUUCCUUCUACUGUAUUCUUCUUUAAUGGGCAACAUAUGAAAGUGGAUUAUGGUUCUCCUGAUCACACAAAGUUUGUUGGCAGCUUCAAGACAAAGCAGGACUUUAUAGAUCUGAUAGAAGUAAUCUUCAGAGGAGCGAUGCGUGGGAAACUAAUUGUGAAAAGUCCAAUAGACCCCAAGGACAUUCCUAAAUAUGAUCUUCUGUACCAGGGAGUUUAGAAGACACAAGAUGCAUGAUGAAUAUUGACCUAACAUGAGAGAAGCUUAGUACUGCUAUAGUUACAUCGAGAGUGCCAACCAACCUGAUAAUCAAUGAAGGUCCAGAAUAUCUUCUGUCUAAUGGAUACAGAUUGGAAUGCUUGACACCUUUUACUCAUUGCUGUACAACUGUAUCUCUGAACUGAACCAAUAGUUAUAAGGACUUGUCAUGGCAUAUAGCUUGUAAAACAGUCUGAUUACAUAGAUGAUGCACUUAUAAACUCAGGAGUGUUUGACUUGUA